Molecule: messenger RNA, 2216 nt
Organism: Solanum pennellii
Lineage: Eukaryota; Viridiplantae; Streptophyta; Magnoliopsida; Solanales; Solanaceae
Product: ruBisCO large subunit-binding protein subunit beta, chloroplastic-like
Exons: 15
Coding region: 139-1956 (605 amino acids)
Biological process (GO): protein refolding
Molecular function (GO): ATP-dependent protein folding chaperone; ATP binding
Source: RefSeq, a predicted model, not a curated record
AGAACUUGUACGUCUGCGGUUUAAAUAUUGAACUUCUAGAAAAUUCCUUUCAAACAAAGCCUUAUCUUCUCCCCCUUGUGCUCUACCAUUUCCACAUUCGCCCACUUUACGAGUGAGCUCUCAGGUCUUUUGUGGAGCAUGGCUGCUACGUUUACCUCAGUGUGUUCAAUUUCUUCCACAAGCCAGACAGUUGAGAAAAAGAUAAUCAAUUCUUCUGAAACGUUAUCUUCAUUCUCUGGGAUAUCUUUGACUUCAUUAGGGGGCAGGAGAAAAAAUAAUGGUUUAAAGAAGAGAAAUGAUUCCAAGAUCCAGGCUAUGGCCAAGGAGUUACACUUCAAUCAGGAUGGUUCUGCCAUUAAGAAGCUCCAAGCAGGUGUUAACAAGCUUGCAGAUCUAGUAGGUGUAACUCUUGGUCCAAAAGGAAGAAAUGUAGUUCUUGAGAGCAAAUAUGGCUCUCCGAAAAUUGUAAAUGAUGGUGUUACUGUGGCCAGAGAGGUUGAACUAGAAGACCCUGUUGAGAAUAUUGGUGCAAGUUUGGUGAGACAAGCUGCUUCAAAGACGAAUGACUUGGCUGGGGAUGGAACAACUACAUCCGUUGUUUUGGCACAGGGGCUCAUAACGGAGGGUGUUAAGGUUGUUGCAGCUGGUGCAAACCCUAUUCAGAUUGCCAGGGGCAUUGACAGGACCACCAAAGCCCUGGUUUCUGAGCUAAAGAAAUUGUCAAAAGAGGUCGAGGACAGUGAACUAGCAGAUGUAGCUGCGGUUAGUGCAGGAAACAACUAUGAAGUAGGAAAUAUGAUAGCAGAAGCCUUGAGUAAAGUGGGUAGGAAAGGUGUAGUAACUCUUGAGGAAGGGCGGGGUUCUGAGAACAACUUAUUUGUUGUGGAAGGCAUGCAAUUUGACCGUGGCUAUAUCUCUCCAUACUUUGUUACGGACAAUGAGAAGAUGGUAGCUGAAUAUGAAAACUGCAAGCUGCUUCUGGUAGACAAAAAGAUAACAAAUGCAAGGGAUUUAGUCAAUGUUUUGGAAGAAGCAAUCAAGAAUGGAUACCCAAUAUUGGUAAUCGCUGAAGACAUAGAACAAGAAGCUCUAGCCACACUGGUUGUCAACAAAUUAAGAGGAGCAUUGAAAAUUGCUGCUCUCAAAGCUCCUGGUUUUGGAGAUCGAAAAAGCCAAUAUCUUGAUGACAUUGCUAUCCUUACUGGAGGUACUGUCAUUCGAGAGGAGGUUGGUUUAUACCUAGACCAGGCUGGAAGUGAGGUCUUAGGAAAUGCUGCCAAGGUUGUUUUAUCAAAGGAUUCAACGACAAUUGUUGGUGAUGGUAGUACACAGGAUGCAGUGAGCAAAAGAGUUGCACAAAUUAAAAGACUGCUUGAGGAAGCUGAACAAGACUACGAGAAGGAAAAAUUGAAUGAGCGAAUUGCAAAACUCUCUGGGGGUGUUGCCGUUAUUCAGGUUGGUGCACAAACUGAAACAGAACUCAAAGAAAAGAAAUUGAGAGUAGAGGAUGCACUCAAUGCGACAAAGGCAGCUGUUGAAGAAGGCAUUGUAGUUGGCGGUGGAUGCACCUUAUUGCGGCUUGCUGCCAAAGUUGAAGGCGUCAAAGGAACUCUUGAUAAUGAUGAACAAAAGAUUGGGGCUGAUAUUGUCAAGAGAGCUUUGCGCUACCCUAUGAAGUUAAUAGCCAAGAAUGCUGGUGUUAAUGGAAGUGUUGUGAUUGAGAAGGUCUUGUCCAAUGACAACCCAAACUAUGGUUAUAACGCGGCCACCGGAAACUAUGAAGAUUUAAUGGCUGCUGGUAUAAUUGAUCCUACAAAAGUGGUAAGAUGUUGCUUGGAGCAUGCAGCUUCAGUUGCAAGGACCUUUUUGACAUCAGAUGCUGUCGUCACUGAGAUCAAGGUGCCUGAACCUGCAGUUGCUGGGAACCCGAUGGACAAUUCAGGCUAUGGAGCCUAGAUCGUUUAAGAAUGGAUUGAGGACAUGCUGAGAACUGGUAUGCUGAAGCGCAAUGCCGGUAAAUUACGAAUAAUAUGAAUUAAUUAGCAACAUAGAGUCAACUAGUUGAUAAGUUCACGUUUACGAAUAGCCAGUGUUUCUCUUGUUGUUCCAAGUUGAAAUUUUAUGAGCAUAGGCUUUGCAUGACUGAGCCCAAAUGGUGUAGUUCGCAUUUUUGCAGUGAUAGAAAUGGUAAAAUUAAAGUAACAAUAUUGUUCAAA